Molecule: messenger RNA, 11733 nt
Organism: Porites evermanni
Lineage: Eukaryota; Metazoa; Cnidaria; Anthozoa; Scleractinia; Poritidae
Source: the annotation of a GenBank genome assembly
AUGGGCAAGUUGAAUGUGUCGAUGCUUCGAUAUCUCUCCUCCGAGGAAUUUAGGGUGCUGACAGCGGUAAGUUCUCAUUAAAUUAAGACUGAAGUUGGAACACGUUUUAGGAAAGUACGAGUCUGAGUCAGUUCAUCGAACCAAAGGGCAGAUUGCAAUUACCGUAAACAGCCAGUUUCGAUAAGGUUUGUUUUAAAAUGGCAAAGGAAGGGGAAAUAAUUAUAAUAUUAUUGUAUGUGAGAGGCUAGAACACGUCACUUGAAUGUGCUUAUUAGACUAGGGCUGGCGACAUAUUGGGCUAUUUUAUUUUAAUAUCCGUCCCCCCCGGUUGAGGACUUACCUUUUUUCUUACCCAUGAAGAUUGGCUAAAAUUGCAUUCACCCCUGAAGACUUCCAUAAAAAAUGGGCUUAACCCUGAAGAAUAUGGGUACUACAUGUACCCCUGAAGAAUAUGGCUUUACCACUGAAGAAUUUCGUGAAAAUUAAAGCUUCACCCCCAAAGAAUUCCAUAUUUUUUUACUCUACCCCUAAAGAAAUCCUCAAUUUUUUUAACUUACCCCGGGAGAAUUCCUUGGUUCUUCAACCAGGGGGUCCGGAUAUUAAAUGCAAUAGUCCAUUCACUUUUUCCCCGCUAAUGUCAACUGGACGUUUAGGUCAGAUCCCCACCCUCCCCCCUCCUUAACAUCCACUUAAUUUGUUACUGCUCCAAAAGUCGCAUUCCAGAAGGAAAUAUACUGAAAUCUGUGAAAUCCCCUUACUUAAGGAUAUCAAUCGUAUCAACACAAUUUACUGCUUUUAAAACGUGGUGGAAACCUCAUACUUCGAAUUAUGCUUUCUCCCACCUGUUCUCUUGCAAAAUCUGCGCAACUGCUCAGUUUUGAAAGAUCAAAAUGUAAAAUGUGUAAGUUGCUAGUAGUUAAGCGCAGAGGUGGAAAGAUCGCAGUUGACAACCGCUUCUAUGGUUGGUCCUACUCGGCUCUUGCACUUUUGUCCAAAAAUACCCCGCACAAACGUCCACUGCCUUACCCUCUUUCCCAUAAAUGCCCAGUUGAUGUUAAGUAGGGGAAAAGUGAAUAUGUUAAUGGCCCCUUACUUAUUAUUCAGCUGCAGCUGAGGGGCAUUUUUGGACAAUAGCAAAGUGAUACAUUGAUUUUCAUAAAUUUUAGGUAAUGUGUGGAAAGGUGCUCGUGACAUUAUUUAAGAGAAAGCAGGACCAGUUGUACCAUUUAAAUUGUGAUCAUCAAAUCCAACUGUGCCCAAUACAUUAUUACUUUUUGACAUACUUUAAACAUGGCGGCCAUGGCUUUGAUCUCUGAAUACUGUAGUGUAGUAGUAAAUCAAAAGUAUCAGCAGGAAAAAGCAGUUAUACAGAUUUUUCAAUAGAACAGGUUGGAGAAUUGUGCAGUAAAUUGUGUUCAUACCAUUGACAUCAUCAUGCAAGUGCAUGUCAGUAUUCAUUCUGGAAUACAGUGACUUUUGGGGCUGCAAAAUUUCAAGUGGACGUUAAGGAGUGGGGGAGGGGACUCUGACCUAAACGUCCAGUUGACUUUAAGUGGGGAAAAAGUGAAUAUGUCGACAGCCCUUACAGGUGUGACUACAAUAAUAAGUUUAAUUCUUUUUUCCCCAGGUGGAAAUGGGAAUGAAAAACCAUGAGCUAGUACCCACACCUCUUGUAGCCUCCAUAGCUGACCUCAAACACGGAGGCUCUCACAAGAUCCUCCGUGAGCUCACAAAACACAAGUUGGUGUGUUAUGAAAAGUCUGGUAGAGGUGAGAUCACUAGGAUAUAUAAUAUAUGCAAUAUAUUUUAUACUAUUGAUUGUGCACAAUUUAGGUUUUGAGAGCUUAUGAGGCCCUCUUAGGCAGAUUAUGUAUGUCCCUAGUCUGAAUUUUAAAACCUGUCAUUUCGCGUUUUGAGGAGGAAGCCAUGUUGCUGUCAGUAUUGUACUAUCAUAAUGGUACAUGUAUUUGUGCUUUUCUCUGUUGUUGUCGCAGUUUCAACCCAUGUUUGUGUCUUUUGUCGCCAUUUCUGCUGUGUUAUCUGUUUCAAGGCCAUGUUGCUUGUUGGAAUUUUACCCCAACAUGGUCUUGUUUAUGUGUCGUAAAACCUUUAAAGUUAAAAUUGCCUUCAUUUGGAGAGUUGAAAACUUAUGGAAAGACUUGCACAUCUUAUAGAAUGAUGUUGGGGGUUAUUAUGUGUGUGGUCACUUUUUAUACCUUUUUAACUGUUUCAGUUGAAGGUUACAGACUCACUUUCAGUGGCUAUGAUUAUCUGGCUCUGAAGGCUCUGACAACAAGAGGUAGUGUUCAGUCCGUCGGCAAUCAGAUUGGAGUUGGCAAAGAAUCUGGUGUGUAAAUCAUUGCAUACUCACUAUGAUUAAAUAAAAUUUAAUAAUCUUUGCAAGAGCAAGAAUCUUUUAAUGAAUUAUUACCAAGUCCCUUAUAGACUUGUAUGUGGCAAAGUGGUCACUGUCUGUUGUCAGAACAAAUACUGUAAUGUGAUUAACACAACCAUGCACCUAAGAGCCUUGAAGUGUGGUUUUGCCUACAAGGUUAUCAUUUAACAAGGUUUUCAGAUAUUAAAAUGACAGCGUGUUGUUACAUCAUGCCGCUCAAUAAAAUUGUUAUAAUAAUGACACAGUCAUACAAACAGGGUGUUCAUACUGUAAGGCCAGGUUGUAUGGCUGUGCUGAGGUAUUUUUUAAUUGAAAAAAAAAUAUCAGUGUCCAAGUUGUGUUCAGUAACGCAGUGGGAGCCUCUCCAAAUGGACAUUCUUGUAAGCAGACAGCUCUACCAAUGGAUGCCUUUGAAUUCACAAAACCCCUUUUUUUCUGAACUCCCGUAAACAAUACAACAACAAGAACAGCAACCAUUUAUUUGCCAGCUUGAAGAAACGUUUACAAAAAACAGAAUAAAUUUAUGUAGAUAAGGAAAAAACUACGCAGAAUAGCAAAAACUAAACGAGCUUGCAUUGGUACUUACAAACUCUGCCUUUUUACAUUCUUGUCAGUGGCCAGCUCCAGUUACAGACACUUUUUUGGCAUCCUGACGGUGUCUGCUCACAAGAGCUUCCACUGUACUUCAAAGCUCCAUUGUAGAAUGACAUCUUAAGGGAGAGAAAAUAACAGAAAAAAAGUUUUUUUGUGGUGCUAGUAAAAUUCCCAUAUUUUCUAUGCAUUCUACUAGCGAUAUUUGAUAUCUUAAUCUUUGUGUUGUCUUUAGAUAUUUAUAUUAUUGCUGAUGAAGAAGACAAUCAACAUGCCCUGAAACUACACAGGUUGGUACCAAGUAUUGUACAAAAAAGGUAACAAAUCAUUGUUAUUUCCUAGUAAAAGAUUUGAAAAUUUGCCAUUUUCUAUAAUCCUUUCUCACUAGACUUGGAAGGACGUCUUUUCGAAAGCUCAAACAAAAGAGAGAUUACCUUAAACAUCGUAAAAAUGUUUCCUGGCUAUAUCUUUCACGUCUGGCAGCUGUAAAAGAGUAUGCUUAUAUGAAGGUGUGUUUUCUAACUUCUAAAAGGUUGAACCCACAAAACGUUAACUUACCUAGUCAUAUAGAUUAGUGGUAGAUUUGUAACAAACAGUAGAGUCCAACUCUGCUUCAUCCGGCUAAUAACACUGAUUAUUAUAAAUAGUUUGUACUCACUUAAUCUUUCUUCUCUGUGGCUACAAGCCUACAGUUAAUUUUGGAAAUCAGCGCACUUACAGUGAACGGUAGUUACCAUAAAAUUCCAAAAAUAAGCCCGUCCAUGUAUAAGCCCUUCCAAAUAUAAGCCUCCCAAACUCGUAACUUAAAAAAAAUCUCCCAUGAAUUGCCCUCCAAAUACAAGCCCCUGGGGCCUUGUAUUCAGAAAUUGCCCUCAAAUUCAAAAUAAAACAAAGCAAAAACUGUACAGUAACACGUAAAAUUUUUGCAUUUGCCAAAGAACUAUCACGUAUGCCAAAAAUGAUUGCAGUCAAAAAGUGUUACAGUAUAAUGCUGUUUGCUAGUUCUCUCUUCAGGCUAGCUUGGAUAAAUAUUUUCCUCGGUCCAUAUAGACAAAGUACUCGCAUGGUUGAGUUUUAGAAAGGUCUUCGUCCUCAAGGCGAAAACUUGCUGCAAAUUACUGACGUAAAUCUCCUUUGCACUAUAAGCUAGCCCAGUGGACAUAGUUCCCUCCCAGUAUAAGCCUAGCUGAUUUUGAAACACAAAUUUCCCUCUGUAUAUAAGCCCCUGUAAAAAUAAGCCCGUUAAAAAGGGCCUUUGAAUAAUAUAAGUCUUCAGAAUUUUCCUUUACUUAUUUGCUUUAUAGUUGACUGACUAAUCCGUAGGUUGCAUGCUAGAUGUGUGAUUUUCAAGAGUAAUGUCAAACUGCGUUCUGUGAAAUGAUGUGUUUUUCGUUAUAUUUUAUUCAAAACAAUGUUUAAUAAAUAGAGGAUAUUACAUGGCCACACGGAGAUAUGAAGUUUCUCUUCGAGUGUUGAAAAAUAUUUCAGGAGUGAGCACAGCGAACGAGUGAAAUAUUUUUUCAACACGAGAAGAGAAAUUUCGUAUCUCCAACCGUCCAUGUAAUGUUCUUAUAUAAACACCAAUGAACUACCAAACCAUUUCACUUUAAUAGUUUUUUGGUGUGAAAGGUGUGAUUUAUUAUGAAGCCAUAGCAAUGGUGAUAUUUUCACAUGUGAAGAUAACAUGUUAUUUUCACAUGUGAAGAUAUCAAGUUUUCGCGCGAAAGUUCACCUGGUAUUUCCUUGGUGUUUAUAUAAUAAGACAAUAAUUGCAUUCAAGGUACGAGAACGCAACCCCUAAUAAUUUGUGUUGGGUGUUCUGUGCAUUAUUGGAUGACCUGUGCAAUUAAUAAGGGACAUUUUUUGAGAUUGCAUUUUCGUUCGUUGUCGUUGCCUUGCUCUGAGGCGCUUGCUUAAGUUUUGCCUCACUUUGAGGCACCAACUCAUGUGGUGAUUCUUGUGUCCUCGGCAUUCAUCUUUCAAAGGUUUGCUAAGGUCUGAUAUUCUUCGUAAAGCGUUCAUCUUUUAAAAAGUUUGCUGAAUCUUCGUAAAGCCUACAUCGAUCUGUGAUUGCUGAAUCAUCCAAAGCGUUCAUCUUUCAGAAGUUUGCUGUUAAAUUUUACUUUGGUUCGUCACUGUCUUUGGAAAAUGUCUGUGACUACUGGUGCAUGCAUCAAACUGGGUUUAGUUCGGCGGCCGUUAUGCCACAAAGUAAAUUUACCGAGUUGUGGAGCUCGGCGGCCGUUUUGUCACAAAGUAAAUUUACGAGUUGUGUAGCUCGGCAGCUGUUGUGCCACAAAGUAAAUCUACCGAGAUGGGAAGCUCGGCGGCGCCAUUUGACCAUGACUUGUGAUAUUUUCGGCACCGGACAAACGAGCACUUUAACUCUAUGUUAUUUAUUAGGAAAAACUUAUAAAUCAGCCCACAGUAGCGCCACUCUCGAGUCACUGAAAUCAACACGCUCGAACAAAUUACUGGAAAAGUUAUUGACGUGAGCCGCACACACGUUCCAUUGAUGGCUUUGAUAGGGUUAGUGCAAAGUUUGAAUUCAGAUGUGAAAGCUUUUAAACCAGUAAAUUCAAUGUAAUUCAUUUUGUCAACAAGUUGAUUGGAUGCUCUUAAAAAUAACAGAGAAAAUUAUCCGAAGAAAUGUUUUUGAAGAAAGAAAAAGAAUCCUGGGUUAAGAACUAAUCGGCCUUUGAGAAACUGCGCCCUGUAACUCGUGCCAGUAAAACAAAAUGUUCCAUUUACAUGUCCGACGCUGGCCAAUGUCUCCUCCGAUUAAAAGCACUUGACACCGAACCAUACGAUAUCUUUUGAAAACUUUGUUAAAAUGAUACACAGUUUAGAUAGAGGUUUCACCGUACGCAACCCUUAUGUUCAAAAUAUGCCAUAAUCAUAUUUAUCUACAUCGCAACCACCCUUCUGCCUCAACAAACAUAUCGAACGCACUCUCCUAUGCUCCGAUUACUCCUAGUUAUUUUAUUAUAUCUGGAAUCAGAGGGUUGUCCAAUACUCUGACAAAUUUAUGCAUGGUAUUGUAUUGUCUUCACCUUACAAUACUGUACAAAAGCAUAACAAUAAAGAACAAAGCAAGACAAUGAUAAAUUUAACAAGGCUAUGCAUGAAUUUGCUGGGGUAUUGGACAACUAUGUGUAAUCAAUGUCUUGGGAAGUGUUAUCAGCCUUUUGACUGUGAUUAUUCCAGAUCCCACAAAAAAGCAUUCAAUAUUUUUUUUAAACAUGCGUCAUGUGUACAUGACUGCAGUUAAAGGUGAUUUUGUUCACCCCUUGCUUGUUUCAAGGUUUCCGCAUGAGCCAUACCUACCAGCAACUUAGAAUUUUCAACAUUUUGUUAGCAGGGACAUUAAUUUUCGGUUUCUUGAAGCAAGAUCUUGAGUUUUCAACAUCUUGCCUACAAGUUCUUAAAUUUCCAACUUCUUGAUGGCAAGAUCUUGAAAACCUACGAAGCCAAAAGCUGUGAAGCCACAAAGAUUCCAGGUUGCCUGCAUACAAACUAAGAUUGUUUUCAACCAAGUACAAAUUAUUGAUCAAAUCAUCAGCAGCCACUGGACACUGCUGUAGUACAAACCUGGGGGUAUGUACCAACAACAUAAAGCCUAUGAUUUAACUCGAAGCAGCUAUGAUAAAUGAUACAUUAUUUAGGAGACAAGUUGUGUGUCUUGCAGGCUCUUUAUGAUAAUGGCUAUCCAGUUCCAAAACCAAUCGACUUCAAUCGUCAUGCUGUUGUCAUGGAGCUUGUUGAUGGUCAUCCACUGUAAGUGUAUCAUGGGCUGGGCUCUUUCUUGUUAACACAUCAUAAUAUUUAUUCACUUUUAAUGCAAACACAUGCUUUACCUGUAGUUUCUAAAAAGAUAACAAUAGCCCCUUUAAGAGGCUAGCAUGUUACUGUAGCUGGUUCUCUUGUGUGGGGUUUGGUUAUGCAUCAAGACCCACACAUGGAAGCUCUUAGGAGCUUGUUCUCUGUGUUCCAGUGAGAGUUUGGUUUUUGAGGAGAGAAAACACCUGGACUAUCCAAAGCCUGUAGAGCAUGCGUUUUUUUUUCAAGCGUGACCCAGAGGUACUGAGAGGAGGACACGUCAACCUCUACCUUGGAAUCAUUAUUUUAUUGACUCACCCCAACUCUUGGUCAGUCCAGGCCCGAAUCGCUCGCAGUGCAAAAUACGCCUGCUUUGCAAGCUGGACUAUCCAGAGAAAAACAUCUGAGAACAAAGAAGAGAACCAACAACAGUGUCUCCUAAAUAUUGCAUUACCAGGAUUUGAACCUGAGCUAUGCUGAUAAACUGGUGAAAACUAUGCUCUUUCACUACUGUGCUCUAGGGGGGCUACUCAACAAAGUUUUAUAUGGCAAGGCUCUGCCCUAAUGUACAACCCCCUACCCUUUUUAUUCCAUUUUUUACAGACAAGGUACCCCUUUUGUAUACCUUCCAUUGAAAAUGGUACGGAAUUCAGCAGUUGAGGUAUAUGAAACAAUAGCAAAAUCUAUCAUUUAAGCAUUUUUAAAAAGGGGCCUUUAAUUAAAAUGUUUCAAAAAGAGGUGCCUUAUGCCUUAUGUCAAGAAGACUUCUCGUAUUAUCGAUUUUAUUUCUUAUAUCUUAUCAAGUGAUAUUUUGAUGGGGUACCCUUUUUGGGUGGAGCCUCCCCGUACAGGCCAUCAUGGGGAGUAUGUAUGUAAGAGUUUUCCGUGAGAUACCAAGAUAAACAGUGUGAAGACUGUAAAAUGCAUCUGCUUCCAUUUCCUUCUUGUUGCUAUGGUAACAUGCUUCUCUGUUGAUUACAAGGUGUCAAGUUCAUGACGUGGCUGAUCCAUCAGCUCUGUAUAACGAUCUCAUGGAGUUAAUUGUAAAACUUGGCAGCUAUGGACUGAUACACUGCGACUUUAAUGAAUUCAACUUGAUUGUCAAUGAAGAUGAUAAAGUGACAGUCAUUGAUUUUCCUCAAAUGGUGUCAAUUUCUCAUCCGAAUGCACAAUGGUGAGUGCGUUUUCAAUGCUGUUUAUGUUUCAAUUACCUUUUCAGUUGAAUAACAUCAAUGAUGUGAAGUGCGGUUUUUUGUUUGUCUUCUCAUUUUCAAGGUAUUUUGACAGAGAUGUGCAGUGCAUUAGAGAUUUUUUCCUUCGGCGAUUUUCGUAUGAAAGUGAACUUUAUCCCAAGUUUGCAGAUGUGAGGUAAGUCGUUUUGCUUGUCAUGUAGCUAUUAGUUAGCUUAGAUUUUAUGAUACGUGAAGUUUGUGGUGUUUCUAACAGCAGAUACAUUGACAAGUAUUUCCCUUAAACGAAAAGACUUGUCCAGUCUUUCUCGUUUCUAGAAUAAGGUUUCCUUGUCAACAAAAACUUUACAGUAGAUAGCUUAAGCAACGAUAUCGCCAAAAUGAACUGAUUUAAUGAACAAAGCAACAUGUCAACAAGUGCAUCACAUUUCUUUGCCAUCAUCUCCAUACCUAUGACAUGUACCCUAUGUAGUAAGCGGUAUUCUGAUGUGUUUUUCGUUUAUGUUUCGUAAAGUAAGGGAAACAGAGGUGCGAAAGCUGAACCGAGGUCAAACGAGAAAACGGUUGGGGAGGGGGCAAGGGAAAGAAAAAAGUGUUCUCUCUGCCCUCUGUACGUGACACGGGAAUCCAGUGGUUUCGCCCCGCAACGAGUUCGCCCCGUUAUAGUUCGCCCCUCAAGAAACAAGGGGGGCGAAACCACUUUCAUUCGUAUCACGUCCCCUCCUCCUUCAUCGUUUUCUCGUUUGAUGACCUCGUCUUUUACGAAACUUGAAGGAAAAACUUACUAAAACCCCACCUGCUACGCAGGCUAUGUUUGAUGUAGUUUCUUAAUGGGACAUUUUAUGGUGGGCCUGACGCGACAUUAAAUUUCCGUUGUUCUGCAUGUACUGUCUAUCUGAACUUGGAUACUGUCCUUAAGAAUUCAACUCUAGGAAAAUCCGCCUAUAUUUACAAAUUGCGCGACUGACGAAUUCGCUUUUUUGGAGGUUUUUUUUUACGGCCGUCGCUGUCAUCAGCUGUGUUUAAUUCGAAUGAAAUGACAGCAUUACUUUGUAUGAUAAAAAUAUGCUGUGCUGGCUCUGACUCGUCCCCAGUCGUCUCUUACUAUCUCUCCCUAGUUUCGCGUUAAAGUUUCGCGCGGGGUGUGAUAAGAAGGAGGAUACUUAAGGAGGAUACUCACUUCUCCCGCCGCGCGUGCGUUACGCGCGAAGACGACUGGGGACGAUUCAGGUACUAGCUUGUCUUAGAUAUUAAGUGCAUGUACCUUUAGAUGUACGCGUCUUUCUUUUGUAUCAUUAAUUUGUGUAUUUUCGUGUUCAUUCUUUUAUUCAGACGGCUUCAUAACUUGGAUGUUGAAGUGGCAGCAAGUGGCUUCACUCGUGAUAUGUCUGAGUCAUUUGAUGAGGUAAAGACAUUUGAAGACACAUUUAUUGCUAACAGGGAGGGGAGGGAAGAAAACUCAUUUCUCCCUAGUGUCGUAUUGCAAUACAUUUAUUAAUUUUAAUCAUCUCUCAAGAGUGUGGAUUGUCAGUUGCUUGUUUAAGUAUUUAACAAGAAAAAUUAAACGGAGUAGCGUUAUUCGACGUUUCGAUUUUUCAUUGUUUCUAACAUCAUUAUCAAGAAUGAAAACCGUUAAAUAUCAAAGCUGUUAAAAGAGAUGAGGUCGAGAAACCAACCCUCACGGACAAUUUUUUGGUCCUCAAAAAGUGUAGAAAUAAAUUUGAAUGCCUUGUCUGCUAAAUGCUGUUUAUACAGCAACUCAAACCAUCGCUAAACGUGCCUAGGACAUAUGCAUAAUAAUCAAGCAUACACGAAUGCCAUCUAAUGAAUUCAAAUCCGGCUAAACUCCUUUAACAACCUUUGACAUUUGACGGUUUUCAUUCUUGAUAACAAUGUUAGAAACAUCGAAGCGUCGAAUAACGUUACUCAGUUUAUUUCUCAAAAACUUAUUAAUAAUUUAUAUUGGGUGGAAUCAGUGGAUUGGCCCUUCUCAUUAACAGUUUCAUUCAUUGUUUCAUUCAUUCAUUCAUUCAUUCGCCCGUGGUUAUUUGCAAAGUAUAAUAUUUAAGAGGAACUUGCUAUCGCUUAAUAUAAAGGCUGAUAAAUGAAGUACAUCAAGGCUAUUGUGAUAUUUGUCUAGGCUGCCGCUGACCUUCUGGCAUCUUUGGAAGAUGAGGAUUCCAAAGAGGAUUCCAAAGACUCUGAAGUUACAUCGCAGGUUCAAGAACAGGAAGACAGUGAUGAUAGCAACAUGGAACAGGGGGAGUGUAAUACCAAGGAAAGCGUCACUGAUGAACAGCAAGGCGCAGGGGAUUAUAUAAAGCCGUUCGAAGAAGACCAAGAAGAACAAGAAACGGGCGAGGACUGUGACCUAGAAGAGCUAAGCUAUCAAAAUAAGCAGCACAGACCGUAUCGCGAUGCCAAGACUCACGUGACUGAGAAAGGCCACGGUGAUAAUCUCAGCAGUCAAUCAAGUUCCGUUACGAGGUCAUCGAUUGACUCGAGAGAAAUAAGAACUCGAGUGAAAAAGAGUUUGGAUAAAAAACAAAGAGACGUGCGCAGACGGAAGCGAGGCGAAGCCUCCGCAGUGACUCGAUCGAGGCGGGAAAAUCGGGAUAUUAUAAAGCAAGGUUCACAGUCAUGGAAAGACGGCUGGUGAACAGGUUAGAAUGGCUGGAAUUGGAUAAGGUGUUAAGUGACAGUCAAGAGUACCUAGUGCCGAGGCCACUAGGCCGAUAUUUGACGCGCUCAUGCGACUUGUGUGACUUCACUGAAUACACAUGCCGCGUGACACAACCUGUUUUCUAUGCUGUCUUAAAAAUAAGAGAAUACCAAGUGUCUAGUACAGUCGACCCCGCAUGUGCGACCUCCUCUCAUAAGCCACCACAGACCCAAAACACCAAUAUUUUCCCGGUCAAAACCCUGUUGGUGAAAGCUGUCGUGAACGGCAACCUCUCAUGAGCGACAGCGACCACUUUUUGGGGUGACAGUUUUGUGAUCUUCCAUUGCUUUUAACCUCUUUUAAAGCGACCGCUUUACACAUGGUCUGGUCUCUUAGUUCGCUGUUAAUGUACUACACUAUUUCAUGCUAAUCAGAGCAUACGAAGAACUUAUAGUGACAACUUGAAACUACACCUAAGUAACUCAGAAAAUGAGUACAAUAAAUUAUCUUACAAAUAGUAGACGUGUCUGUGCCCCUUCUCGGAAGAGAUCCCCCUGUAGGUCGAUUCUCUUAAGCGACUACUAAAUCUUCGCACGGGAGGUUUGACUGUAUAAUUAUGAAAUCAGAUUAGUGAAGUGCUGCCAAAAGUACUGAAGAGGGUUAGACAGUUUCCGAGCGGUGUCAUCUGACUAUAAAAGAUAUAUUUGGUGACUACAUAAUCUUAUUUAAACUUUGAAUUUUCCACCAUCCUUUCUCUGCCGGUGCCGAAGCCUGCAACCACAUAUAGCCGCGGGCGUGUGGGUAAAUAGUGAUGAUACGCGGCGAAUUAUCUUUUGAAAAAUAGCAGUUGUACGCAAGGGUUUUUAAGUUUUUGUGGCCAAAAAGUAGCAGACGAAACAUUUUGGGUUGUUGGUGAAUUUUAUUAAAUAUCAUGUUAAGAGCUGUACCAAUAUCCCUCUAUAGUGAACUAUUUACACUUAAGAAAAAUACAUCUAUUGUUCAAAUAAAUAGCCCUAUGUUAUUUCAUAAAGUCGUUUUUGUGACGAUUUCAAGAUGUUGCUCGAACAAAUCGUGAG